This is a messenger RNA of Fopius arisanus, 3415 nucleotides long. Its product is annotated as POU domain protein 2. Lineage: Eukaryota; Metazoa; Arthropoda; Insecta; Hymenoptera; Braconidae. Gene Ontology annotation, biological process: regulation of transcription by RNA polymerase II. The transcript is spliced from 10 exons. Gene Ontology annotation, molecular function: DNA-binding transcription factor activity, RNA polymerase II-specific; RNA polymerase II cis-regulatory region sequence-specific DNA binding. The record is from RefSeq and is a predicted model, not a curated record. The coding region runs from base 16 to 2331 and encodes 771 amino acids.
GCAUUGCCCACGUCCAUGACGCAAACACCGAGCAUGCACCUGUUAGAGAACAACAAUCUGGAAGUUGCUAUGGCACAGCAGCAACAGCAACAGAAUUCCCAACAGAGUCCACAAUCCAAUCAGAUUCAGAGUCAAAGCCAGAAGCAAAAGCAAACCGGUAGUCCAACGAACAACAAUACCAUUGAUGCUUGGAGAUCAAUUCAGGGUGGACACCAGUGGUGGAGUCCACCGUCAAGUGUUCAUCAGGAUCAGGAGAUGGUACAGGUAACACAAGCACCGAGCAUAAUAUCAGCAACGCUGAGUCAGGUACAGAGACUCCAGGUUCAGCAACCUGCUCAAUCAGACGUUGAUCAGCCCCUCGAUUUCUCCGUUGGUUCGUUACAACAGCAGAGGCUGCAUGCGCGUGUCAGGACAAUGCACGAAAGACUGCAGAGUCGUAUGCACAAUAAUAACAAUAAUAACAAUAGUAAUAAUAAUAAUAAUAAUGGUACUGGUGCUAGUGGACAAAAAUCAGAAAGAAUGAACGAGAGAAGGAGCUACAGUCCCAGUGAGGCCAGUACCAGUGGCAGCGAGGAUGAAGGGGUAUCCACCGGUGGAAGUCCCUCGGGGCCUUUGCGAGGCGCUGAAACUGAUUCGUGUGAUGCUGCAGCUGAGAGAUCGUAUGGGAAAGUAUGGAGAGGCGAUGGUGAGGUCGCGUGGCGGACUGAGCAAUCAUUCAAGAGAACGUCACCACACAAUGUCUGCCCUACGACGGGUGCGUCAGGUGGCAAUCCUGCGACACAUCCGCACCUGUCACCGCCCUCCGCUGCUCCGGUCACUCUACCCGAUCAUCGCAGUACUAGUCUCCAAGCGAAACAUACGAUUUCUCCAGCAAGUGAUGCACUUGGUCGAAUCGACAAAGAGCCAGCCUCUCCGGAAUCCAUCCAAGAUGCUGAUUUACAUGGUGAUGUGGAUGGUGCUGAGCUCAGUGGAGAUGAUCGGAGUAUCGCCAGCGACGUUCAGGAUGGAAACGAGGCGAUCUUGGAUCACGACUCCAUGGACUCGGAGCGAGGAGCCCUCAACCUGGUUACCGAUGUUUCACAGCGAAACAGCAGUAGUGGAACAAGCGGUAGUGCCUCAUCCCCGAGUUCCGGGGUCAGCAGUCAGUUGACCGGAAGUCACGCUGGCAACACGAGUAACUCACAAGCAGCAUUAGCAGCCCAACUAGUCGGACAGCAACUCCUGAUGCACGGCUCCCUAGGUGCCCUGAGCUCCCAGGAGAUUCAAGCCCUAGCAUCAACCCUCCAACAACAACAGCAAUCCCUUCAACAACAUCUCCAACAGAUCGCUAUGUUCCAACAAGCAAAUCCAGCGGCCGGUCAACUUCCUGCGCAGGCGCAGUUCUUCCUUCAGAAUCAGGGGCUGUUGCAAAGCGGUGGCUACGCCCAGAGACCGAGUCAUCCGCGCUCACAGUCCAUGCAGGUUCAGCAGGCGGUGGCGCAAGCAGCUCAACAACUCCAGGCUCUCCAGAAGCAGCAGGCACUGCAGGGUGGUGGUGGUCUCGUGGGAAGAAAUGUGACCCAGCAGAGAUCACCACCUCCUCCGGGUACUCCACCGACGGUAAAACCACCGACGGCAAGGCUUGAGCCGUCGCCAGAAGAGACAACGGAUCUUGAAGAGCUAGAACAAUUCGCUAAAACAUUCAAGCAGAGGCGCAUCAAGCUCGGGUUCACGCAGGGUGAUGUAGGAUUAGCUAUGGGAAAAUUGUACGGAAAUGAUUUUUCGCAAACAACGAUUUCCAGGUUCGAAGCACUCAAUCUCUCGUUUAAAAAUAUGUGUAAAUUGAAGCCACUUCUGCAAAAAUGGCUUGAGGACGCUGACAACUCGCUUAACAAUCCCAACUCACUCACGAAUCCAUUGACAACACCGGAAGCCAUUGGAAGACGACGAAAAAAGCGCACCUCAAUAGAGACAAGUGUUCGUGUUGCACUUGAAAAAGCAUUCAUGCAGAAUCCAAAGCCAACGUCUGAGGAAAUAACGAUACUAGCUGAUAGUCUCGCGAUGGAGAAGGAGGUUGUGAGGGUGUGGUUUUGCAAUAGGCGACAGAAAGAAAAACGAAUCAAUCCACCAACAGCAGCAAUGGGCAGUCCGACGAUGGCCUCACCAGCGCCCUCUGUAUUUGCAUCGCUGGCUAGUUCGAUGUCGGGGAGUCCCCUGGCUUUAACAACCCACUCGUCAGGAAUGGGCCACUCCCACUCCCAUCCAACCCCACUGGGCUCCCCCAUACCCCUUGCCCUUGUCGCCACAGCCGGGAGUAACUAUCACGCCUUGAACACCAAAUCUCAUGAGUGACAUCAACCUGUCACCCAGCAUGAUAAUGCUGCACUGUACCAUCAUCACCGUUCGCAGUCACAACUGCCGCAUCAAUUUCAUAAUCAGCAUCAACGACGCUUGUGCAAUCUACCCGAAUUUUAUCACUAGUCGGGAUGCCAACGAUCCACUGAAAUUUUUUCAUUCCUCAGUAUCAAGUGUGACGAUUCAAUUGAUCAUUCAUUGAUACUGAGAGAUGAACCUGUGGCACUGGCGACGAAUAUUAACUCAGAGAUGAGGGAAAACGUAUGUAUACGUGUGAGUUUUCAAAUAAUUCAAAAAGACUUGACAAUUAAAUUUUUUUAUUGACCGUUUAAUAUUUAUGUCAGCUUAUGAACAAACUCGUGGUGAUUGGUGUGCAUGUACAGGAGAGCAUGGGAAUUCAUCUCCUUUUUUUCACAACGAAAAAAUAGCGAUCAAUGUACAUAAUUAGAAAAAAAGAGUUAUUAUUAAUAAUUAACGCAGUUGAUUGGAUUGAAUGAGAGAAAUCCAAAGAUCCGCGUAAUGUUGAGGAAUAUAAUUGGUCGGAGGAAUGAGGUAUAUUGUCUAGGGAGGGCACCUAUUGAUGUAACAGUGAGGGAGUCAUGUGUUUGUAAUGGGCGUACGUUAAUCGAUUAAUCUCGUUGAUUACAAUAUCAAUUCAUAUGUAAUAUUUCUAUUUAUGAUUAUUUAUUUUUACAGCCAAUUUAUUAUUAAUUUGUGGGAGGAUGCAAUCAGUGAUGUCUGUAUUGCUGAAUGCAUUUUCUUGGAUGAAUGAGUUUAGUACCACCGAUUUAAUCGCGAGGUUGAUCAAACACGUAUGACAAUACCAAGUAUUAUAGGAUAACCCAUUUUUUUUGUAAUUCUGGUGUCGAUGGGGUGCUUUAGUAAAAAAAAAAAUUGAUUAUCCACGUAAUACGUCUCAAAUGACGUUAUUAUAUUUAUAAAUAAAUGUAUAUAAUUAUAGGAAUUAUAUCAUAAAGUAUUAAGCAUGUAUCGACUGUUCAGCUCUAUAUAAAUAUAGAUACGCAUAUUCACCAUAUAAAUAUAUAAAUAAAUGUAUUGUAAAUAGUCUGGUAAUUUUUAA